This is a messenger RNA of Ictalurus furcatus (blue catfish), 1700 nucleotides long. Its product is annotated as VPS10 domain-containing receptor SorCS2-like. Lineage: Eukaryota; Metazoa; Chordata; Actinopteri; Siluriformes; Ictaluridae. The coding region runs from base 971 to 1522 and encodes 183 amino acids. The transcript is spliced from 7 exons. The record is from RefSeq and is a predicted model, not a curated record.
GAAAAGAAAAGAAAAGAAAAGAGAGGGAAGUAACGAGUGAGAAAGAAUUCAGGAAGUGUGUUACGGCUUGCUCCCGGUUCAUCACGGGAUUAGUGCACACUUUCUGGGUGAAGUGUUCAGGGAUGUAGCAUGCGAUGUCAGACUCGAGAGGCUGCGCAUGGUAACGCCUACAUUAAGCAGCUUGGCUCGCAACUCGCGCUCUUCUCGGAAGCCGAAGCGAGUUGGGUUUCAGAGCCUCGUGGAUCUGGGCCGGCCGCUGCCGAGGCAGCUAGCCGUCUCAGGUUCGUGGGAUCUCUUAUGGAUCCGGAAGAGGAGCCGGAGACGAGCGCUGCUCUCUAGACUGAGGUCCAGACUGAGGAAAUGGACAUUAGCCACACGAAGAGCCCUAACACAAACUUUUUGCGCACUAUAUGUCUACAAUGGGCUUAUAGUUGAUCUGAAAAAGUUUUGGGUUUGAGUUGAGGGUAAUUGCUUUUCACUGGUGAUUGUCUUAUUAAUUUAACCAUUCUUUACCUCCAUGUUGAAAUAUGUAGAUCUUUUUUCUUUUUCUUUUUGAAUGAGUGAUAUUUUCUGUUUUCCCUAAAUAAUUGGCAAAUAAAGAGUUUAAAAGUCAGUCUUUCUAUCUCUCUUUUCCUUUCUCUCGCCCUCUUUCCCUCUCUCACUUCUUUCUCAUUCUCAUUUCUCUCUCUUUCUCCUAUCUCUCUCUUUCUCCUUGUUCUCUCUCUUUCUAUCUCUCGCUCUCUCUCUCUCUCUCUCUCUCUCUCUCUCUCUAUUCAUCUCAUUUCUCUCUCUCUCUCUCUCUCAGGGUGAUACGAGCAGUACCCGGUACCAGGUGGACCUGUCUGACGGAGUCCGGGCGAUUUAUCAGAACUUAACGGUGACGGAUGAACCGAUCCAGCAUCAUUACGAGAAGCCGGGUUUUUAUCGGGUCCACGUGAAGGCGGAGAACACAGCUGCUCACGAUCAGGCCAUGCUGUACAUCCGGGUCACACUGCCUCUACAGGAAGUCCAUCUGGAGGUGGUGCCCAUCGCAGGAAGGAAACAGGAAGUGAACCUGACCGCUGUGGUGCUUCCUGAGGACUCGAACCUCACCGUCUUCUACUGGUGGAUCGGAGCGGAGCUGCAGCCAAGGCUGACGCUGGAGAACAGCAUUCGCACCAGUUUUUCCGAAGAAGGCGAGAUCUCCGUCGCCGUCCAGGCAUCUAACGGACGCUCCACGGUGCAGGACAGCAAAACCGUGCGUGUUUACGAUCACUUCCAGGUCAUUCCUCUUAGCUUCAGUCCGAACUUGGAUCGCUUCAACCUGAACAUCCCGGAGUGGAGAGAGGACGUGGGAGAUGUGGUCACCAGGAUGCUGGCCAAGAUCACAGGACUUCCUCAGGACUCGAUGGUUACCAUGGUGAAGCCCGGGCUGCCAACCAGAGCCGACUUGUACGUGAUGCCCACAGGGUACACGCCCACUACGAGGAGUGGGUUUGCAGAUAAGCGCGUGUUCAGCAUAAAGCCGGCUCUGAGAGAGUAACGUCAGCUUCAUCGUGCGUGGUGGACUGAGAGUGCUGGUGACUCUGACACAUCCUGAUGCAGUGAGACAUUCGUGUGUGAUCGGAUCGGUGCUGUAAGUACCGGAUUCUGGGCUUUGGCUGGCAUUCUUCUCGUCACCUUCGUCACUACAGGACUCUUCCUCCUCUACAAGUUUAACA